UAAUCAGUACAUAAUCAUCUUCAUCUUAUUGUCCAUUUUUACAUGACUUAAAUUCUUUAAGCGUGAAUCGGGCAGUCAAAAGUCGGGUGUCGCUACGCGACUGCCUCCCAGCCCAUACCCGCUUCCAAUCAUUGGAAACAUCUUGGAACUCGGAGACAAACCACAUCACUCGCUUGCUGCCCUGUCCAAAACAUACGGACCUUUGAUGUCCCUGAAGCUCGGUACCACAACCAUGAUCGUUCUUUCGUCGAGUGAAAUCGCUCAAGAGUUCUUUUCAAAACAUGAUAUUUCUUUCUCGAGUAGAUCUGUCCCGAGUGUUGCCAGGGUUCUCGGCAGCCAUAACAACUCCAUGGUUUGGAUGCCCGUUGGGGACCAGUGGCGACGGUUAAGAAGAAUAUGCAAAGAACACUUGUUUUCGGUACGUCAACAUGAUGCUAGCCGGUUUCUACGCAUGCAAAAGGUUAUGGAACUCCUUGACUUCGUUCAUGGUUGUUCUCUUAGUGACAAACCUAUCAACGUUGGUGAAAUUGCAGCUGCAACAACUCUUAACGUUCUCUCCAACUACAUACUUUCUACUGAUUUAGCUCAGUAUGAUUCUCCCUCUUCUCAAGAAUUUAAGGACAUGGUAUGGGCUGUCAUGGAAAUUAAUGGUGCACCAAAUUUAGCCGAUUAUUUUCCUGUGCUUCGGCACUUGGAUCCACAUGGCUUACUCAGACGGUCUAUAUUUUACACUAAGAAGCUUUUGGCAAUAUUUGAGCAACAUGUCAAUGAACGGUUACAUGCAAGAAGUACAAGUUCAUCUUAUGUUUCAAGCGAGGAUCUUACCGAUUUGCUAUUAAACAUCAGUAAAGAUCAAAACUCCUCAGUUAGCCUCAAAGACAUAAGACAGUUGCUAUAUGACUUAUUUCUUGCAGGAACUGACACAACAUCAAACACGUUGGAAUGGGCAAUGGCUGAACUAAUGCACAACCCCGAGAAAAUGUUGAAGAUAAUCUUGUUGGAGAUAUAUAAACGUAAAUGUGUAAAUGUAUAUACAUUUACGUUUAAUAUCUCCAACAAGAUUAUUUCCAGAUAAUCAUUAAUAUCAUGUUAUGAACGUUAUUACAGACUGAGCAUCAUAUAUAUAUCAUUUUUCUUGUACUGAUUGCAUCAACCAAAAGAAGUCAAAGUUUGAUUGGGAUGGCUAUCAGAGGCAGAUUUUUCUUUAAUGUAAAUCCAAACUUAUCAGUCAUAUCCAUAUCUUGUGCUCUCAUACCUCCUUCAAUCUUCCAAUCAAACUUAUGAAUCAACGAUCCCAACAACAAAUGCAACAUAAUAUCAGCUAGAGGCAAUCCUGGACACAUCCUUCUUCCUGCACCAAACGGGAUAAACUCCAAAUCACGACCUUUGAAGUAUUGGAUGUAAUUCAAUCUCAAAGUAACCGUUAUCUAGUAGCCGUUUGAAGUUGUUAUCGGAUGAGAAUAAAUUGCACAGUCAAGCUUGUUCCUGAUAAUAUGGCUUGAUCCAGUUUUUACGUAUUA
Molecule: messenger RNA, 1520 nt
Organism: Helianthus annuus (common sunflower)
Lineage: Eukaryota; Viridiplantae; Streptophyta; Magnoliopsida; Asterales; Asteraceae
Product: cytochrome P450 76T24
Exons: 2
Coding region: 206-1075 (289 amino acids)
Molecular function (GO): monooxygenase activity; iron ion binding; oxidoreductase activity, acting on paired donors, with incorporation or reduction of molecular oxygen
Source: RefSeq, a predicted model, not a curated record